Molecule: messenger RNA, 2833 nt
Organism: Exophiala mesophila
Lineage: Eukaryota; Fungi; Ascomycota; Eurotiomycetes; Chaetothyriales; Herpotrichiellaceae
Exons: 1
Coding region: 13-2346 (777 amino acids)
Biological process (GO): transcription by RNA polymerase III
Cellular component (GO): transcription factor TFIIIC complex
Molecular function (GO): protein binding
Source: RefSeq, a predicted model, not a curated record
CCACCAAUUCCCAUGCGUCGUUCUAAACGUCCACGCAAGACCAAUCCCAAAUACGCCAAUGAUGGGUGGAACAAAGAGACUCUCAGAGUCCUUCGAACAGACUCUCAGUCCUCUGGCUCGAGUCCAUCGGACCAGUAUGAAGAAGAAGACUCUGGCAACGAGGGCAAUGGCACGUCAUCCGAGGCCGAUAAUCUUGCCUCUCGUGAUUCAUCAUUACAGCCUUCAAACCCUCCGUUUUCCGAAGCAGAUGACGGAAUGACCUUGUCGUCCGAUAAUGAUACCGCCUUCCCAAAACAACCCAGGGCUCCACGUCAACAACACCUCAACUCCACCAAGCUUGAAACCCGGUCUCGUGGCCUUCCCAAAGUCGACAGGCCAAAAGACUAUUCCCUUUUGUUCAGUGACCAGGCUGAAGAUCUUGCUGGUGCUAUCAGUGCCCGGGAUACCUGGUUAAAUAGCCGCGACAUUACCCUUCCAAGUCGAUCUACUCUAGAUGACAUGAUUCGGCCGGUCGAAUCAUCCGCGGACAGCAUCCCUACCAAAGACGACAAUGUCUUCCAGCAAAUAUUUUCCGGUCAACUCACCCAAUUGGUUGAUACCGAAACAGAAAAGCAGAUUCACAGCUUCAACAAGAACACCCAGCCCCAUGGGAUCGUCCUUGGUCCCGAAAGUCGACAACACAAAUACCAUCUUGACCUAAAUUGUGCCGUCGACUUCGGGCUGGCAUGGACUAGAGAACCUGUAAGCACGAGGUAUGAGAGUGCUCAUCCGGCGCCAGAAUCCCGAUACCGCGAAGGUUGGUUGAUCAAUCUCGGAGAAAAGGUCCAAACACUUGCUUGGGCACCGUCUCAUACUGACGGCUCUCAAUUUCUUGCCGUCUCAGUACGUGCCACUCCAACACAGAGGCAUGUUGUGCCUCAGGACUUCAAUCAUUCUCCAGCAUUCCAUCCAUCACCCCCAUACUCAGCACUGAUACAGAUCUGGCGAUUCGACACCCUAAACCUGCCACAAGCCUCUCUUCGGACUCUGAAUAUGAGCGCUCAUCCACGAGUUGCCGCCAAUAUUUUGGCAGAUUGGGGUGACAUUCGCCAGCUUGCAUGGCGUCCGUUGGAUUCCUUGCCUCAACCUGAACUUUCCAAGGAGAAGAUCAAGGGCUGUUUCCAGGGUGUACUCGCGGUGUUAUCCAGUGAUGGACAUGUUCGUACUCUUGCAGUGUCCAUCCCUUUAGAGCAAGAAGCUCGUCCCGUGAAUUUGCUGGCCAAGAAAACAUUCCAUGAUUUCUUUCUUCCCUCAGACGCCAUAUUCACGUCUCUCGCCUUUGCAUCUGCAACAGAUCUCGUCCUAGGGACGUCUUCGGGGGAAAUUCAUGUUUACGAUCUUUCGAUACCCUCCACGACAGCUUACUUCUCUCAUCACGUUCAUGCUACCUAUAUCAUCUCACUUUCUUGCGCCUCUUCCACGGAUUACAGCCUAGUCCCAUACGUUGCAUCGCUCUCUGCUACCGGUAUUCUUACCUUGACCGACCUGAGAAGCCCAUACUCUGAUACAGUCUCUAUCUAUCGAUCGUCAUUUCCCAUGCCUGGCUCUCUGAUGUACAAUCACUUCGCUCGUGGCUUUAUAACCCUAUCUGAUACAGCCUCAUCGCAGAAUGCAACCGACUCCACCAGCACCAUCAACUCCUUCAGCCUGCGUUCAUUCCAUUCCAGCACUCGGGUCGCCAAGCUUCCGGAAGACACUGGAGCUGCGACCAUCCUCGCUGGCAGCAUUUGGCAUCCCUGCAUUCUGGCAGGCACAUCUCGGGGAGAUCUGUACGCCACCAAUCAUUUGUGGAAAACACUUCCUCAGACUCGCGGCGAUUCACGGUUGACGACGACCUCACAACGAUUGGCUGCAUCACGAGGAGUACCCGUGUAUCUGCAAAUGGUAUGUGGAUAUGAAUGGCGGCCAGUCGCGCGUGCCAUAGGCGACGACGGACAGGUUUCUAGCAUGACGCUUCCUGCAGCGUCCGCGGAUACCGACCACACCACGUCAGAUCCUUCACAUAGACUCUACCACGGCAACCCAACCCGGCAAGGGUUAUCUCGGUUUAGCGAAGGAUUCUUGCCGACUAAGAUGGACCUCGGCCACACUCCAGCGUCCCGCAAACGUUCGUCUAAAACAAAAACCGAGGCGGCUGCCGCUGGAGGGCCUGGAGACACCUUGUUUGAAGAAGAGCAAGCCCUCACAGCACUCGACUGGAACCCAAAUCAGACAUUCGCCGGUCUGGCCGCCGUGGGGUGGGCCAGUGGGAUCCUCCGCGUGCAGGAUUUGACACACGAUUAUGAUGGCAGUCUGCAGGGGGGAUGAUAAUUGGUAAUAAUCAUGGUAUCGCUCGCCUAACGAGAUAGACGCCCUGUGUCCUGUUUGUGAUGUUUACAUGAGAACUGGGUGGCAUGCAGACAAUGUACAUCCAAAUCCAGUGCACCAGCCUUUUACGAGGCGACGGACAUUUUACUUGACGACGACUCAAUUAGGACGAGACUUCAGUUACCAUGAGGUUUUACGCUUUAAUUUGGUUCAUGGAUUUCGGAAGCCCAAUUCGUCCUAUUGCACAUGUCUCAUGGUUUCAUCUCUGAACAGCAUAAGCCCGCCUUCAAGCGCCCUGGUGCAGCUCCAAUGGACAAGAAGUGCUCUGAAUAUGGAUCCUAGACCAAUGCCCCUUUUCCGCCUGAUGCACUUUUGCUCCCGUCAUCUCCUCUCAUUCUUCUUCUCCUGCUUUCUCAUCUCCUGCCCACUCCUCUUCUUCUCCUCGCUUUCGGCCCGUGCGUAACUCCGGCCCUACCCUUUGAUGGAG